Molecule: messenger RNA, 492 nt
Organism: Alexandromys fortis (reed vole)
Lineage: Eukaryota; Metazoa; Chordata; Mammalia; Rodentia; Cricetidae
Product: translation machinery-associated protein 7-like
Exons: 2
Coding region: 1-276 (91 amino acids)
Source: RefSeq, a predicted model, not a curated record
AUGGUCUCCUUGGGCUGGAGAGCACUGAUUAGGGUCUACUGGCUAGCCAGUGAGCCCCGGGGAUCCUCUUGUGGAAAAGGUUGGUCGGGCCGGGAAGGUGGCAAAAAGAAGCCCCUGAAACAGCCCAAGAAGCAGGCCAAGGAAAUGGACGAGGAAGAUAAGGCUUUCAAGCAGAAACAAAAAGAGGAGCAGAAGAAACUCGAGGAGCUAAAAGCCAAGGCCGCGGGGAAGGGACCCCUGGCCACAGGUGGAAUUAAGAAAUCUGGCAAAAAGUAAGCUGUUCCUCAUAUCUGAGAUGAUGGUGACCCUCUUCCAUUCCUAUUUAAACAUCUGGAUUCCCUGCCAUAACAUCUUUGCCAUCUACAGCUAGAAUGAAAUGUUAUCCUGGAGCCUGUUAAACAUCUGGAUCCCCUACUAUAACAUCAUUGCCACCUAUAGUUAAAAUGAAGUGUUAUCCUGGAGCCUGUUGUACAUUGUAAUAAACUUUUGUAA